CAGUCCACAUCGCUGGGGACACCAGGAUGGCCAGGAAGGUGGUGCUGCUCUUGUGGGCCCAGACCCUUGGCCUCGCUGGUGCCCAGACCACCCAGCUCCUGGUGGAUCCUCCCUGGACACCAGCGGUGCUGUGGGACCAGGUGACACUGACCUGCCAGGGCUCUGGGACCACUGGUGCCACCACCUGGUAUAAGGAUGGGCAGUACUGGGGUCAGGAGGGACGCGACAACAUCACUGUCAUGGAAAGUGGCACCUACAUGUGUGACAGACCGGGCAGUGGGUGUAGCCCUUCCGUGAAAGUUUCAGAAGACAAGUUGGUGCUGCAGGUGCCGGCACGGGUACUGCUCCAGGGGGAAACGAUGACAAUGCGCUGCCGGUACAGGCAGGACAUAUCUGUCCAUGAGGUGUUCUUCUACCGUGAGGAGACAGAACUGGUGCGGAUCCACAAUGGGACCCAGUUGUCCCUGACCCCUCUGCAGCUAAACCACACCGGCUGCUACCACUGCAGGGUCUGGAUGAACUACGGGGUAUCACAGGGAUGGGAGAAGUCAGCGCUGGUGACAGUGACAGUGAACGUCCCCCAUCUUUUGCCCUGAGCUCAUCCAGGUGCCGGUGCUGGAGGGUCCCCCCAAGCCCACCGUGGGGUCACUCCUGAAUCUCAGA
This is a messenger RNA of Passer montanus (Eurasian tree sparrow), 663 nucleotides long. Its product is annotated as low affinity immunoglobulin gamma Fc region receptor II-like. The record is from RefSeq and is a predicted model, not a curated record. Gene Ontology annotation, molecular function: transmembrane signaling receptor activity. Gene Ontology annotation, biological process: cell surface receptor signaling pathway. Bases 27 to 596 code for a protein of 189 amino acids. Lineage: Eukaryota; Metazoa; Chordata; Aves; Passeriformes; Passeridae. The transcript is spliced from 5 exons.